AUAGCUCUAUGACAGGCAUGUAACGCCAGCUUUAUAUAACGCCGUCCCCCACGCUGCUGUUACAGCCAUUUCUGGCAAAUAGCACGCAGCUUUGACUUCUAAAAUGUUUUACAAAACGUAAUGUGCGAACCUGACUCUCGUUCUGUCCCCUAGGUCAUAUCGUGUCACCCGAGACGCAAGGAGCUACCUGAUUCGGUGUCUGCCUCUGUCAACCUGUAACUUAUUGCAAGCUGCUCCGUUAUUAGCAGUAUGGGAGCACUACUACGGCCUCGCUUCUCGUGCCUGAGAUCAGAAGUUAUUCUGACACUUGUCGUGCUCCUAUUGGCUUGUCUAGCUACCCGUGCCGUCGGCCAAUCGCAAGGGAGCGGCUUGAACUCCACUGACACUUCAGCAAACGCAAGCGGUGAUGCCUUUCCCCCUAGCAGUAACGAUACCGGGUUACUUAAUAACGAGACGCAGACGGUCGAUCCGUCAGGUGACGGAACUCUGCCGGAUUACACUGACGGAACCACAGAACCUGAUGGAAACCCGACGGACGAAUUUACCAGCGGCAAUGACCCGACGGACAAUUUUUCUGACGUGAGCGGAACGGACGCCGAGGAAUGGCUUAAGCGGGAUUGGCUCAACCAGGACGGAAAUUUCACGGAAGGCGACGGAUCGUCGCCUUUGGAUUCGUUGCCGGAUUACGCGGAGAUGAAUGGCGGGAAGAACGCUGAUUGGUUGGGACCUCCCGAUGACGAUUUCUACGAGGAGCAAGCGGAAUGGGCGGACAGUGAGCUGGAUACGCUGCUGACGCCGGUGGCUGCCUGCCAGCCGUCUAAGUUGACGGGAUUCAACAACUCCGUCGACCUUAACGGCAAGGGGCUCCUGCUGCAUUGGACGCACGUCUCCCCUCAGCUGAUGAACAUGGCAGUAGAGGCAAGGCCGGGCAGCGGAGCAGACACAGCAGGGUGGAUAGCAGUGGGAUGGUCCCUGGAAGGCCACAUGGUGCCUGCAGAUGCUAUUGUCGGGGGCGCUGCAAUACCCUCUUCAGCUCUGCAGGGUGGUUUACCCUCAGAAUCCGUGCUGCCGUUUUACAUCACGGGGUAUGAGGUGUCUAGCUUGGAGCGCACCAACGGGCUGAACUACGACGAGCGGGCGUGGAACUGGACUAAGGCGAAGGACGGGUCUGUGAUUAUGAGGUUCACCCGCCGGGAGGAGCUGGACGGGUUUAUGCCGAUUAAAGCGCUGGGCGUGAACCACAUGAUCUGGGCAUACGCUCAGAACGGAUCGCGGCAGCUGGCCUAUCAUGGAGGCAACAAGGGCGCUCUCCGCGUCGACUAUUCCUGUGCCACGCCUUCUGUAGCGCGCUACAGAUCUAAGCUGGCAUGCCAGCGGUCUACACUACCGGGCUACAGCUGCAUGCUACAGCUGCAGCGAGAGAAGUUCGUUCUGCACUGGCAUCGGCGCAACACCUCAAUCCUCCUCGCUGCUGACGUGGCAACCACUGGUUGGGUUGGCCUCGGCUGGUCCAAGGACGGGAAAAUGGCCGAGAGCGAGGCAGCCAUUGGGAACCUGCCACGUGGCAGCAUAGUGACAGGGGCGGCAGUGGGGUCGUACGGCAUCAAGGGAUAUGAGAAGGCUGACGUGGCACCCACUGGACAGUUUGAGGUGUUCAAUGAUGCGGUUGGGACGGCGUCGAAUGGCAGAACUGUGAUGAGGUUUGAACGUGGUGUGCUGCCCAACCAGAUGCCGUUCAGCGGCAACGAGGUGGCAACAAUCAUUUGGGCCUACUCCCAGGACAACUCCCAAGAGCUCGCAUUUCACGGAGACAACAUGGGGUCAGCCACUAUCGACUUUUCCACUGGACGCUCCGCCUCCCCCUCCUCCUCCUCCUCUGCUCUGGUCGCUCACGCUGUCUUCCUCUCCGUCGCCUUCUUCCUCCUCAUGCCCUCCGCAAUCAUCAUCGCUCGUCUCUUCCUCACCGCCCCCUCCUCUCUCUCCUCCAACCCUCUCCACCUCUCCGAUGCAAACAGCACAGAUUCCCAUCCCUCCUCCUCCUCGUUUUCCUCCUCUUCAGCAGCUCAAAUUGAUAACUCGAUAUUGGACGAUUCGCGUCGCAAGUUCUGGUUCGCAUGGCACAAGUACCUGCAAGUGGCUGCAAUCGUCUGCAUCUGCGCCGGCUGCAUCACGGCGUUUGUCACAUCUGGGUCCCACGGGUUCCAGUAUACCCACGCCUGGAUUGGCAUUUUCAUCCUCCUCCUCCUCGUUGCCCUCCAGCCUCUUCUCGUCUACUUUCGCCCGACCUCCCGCCCGUCUGCGUCAGAUUCUUCUGACUCUGCCGGCCAAUGGCAUCACACCAGCUGGACGCGUGGGAGGUGGCGUAUGCUGCAUUGGUUGGUGGGCGUGGUGGGCGUGGCUCUUGGCUGGAUCAACUGUUUCCUUGGGCUCGCCCUCUAUAGUAACAAGUUCGCUACUGGAGUUGUGGGAGGAUAUGCUGUGUUUGCUCUACUUGUUGCCGUCAUCGCAUCUAUUUAUGUCGCACUUGUCAUGAGAGAUGUGAAGAGGAAGAAAGCUGCUAGUGCCGCAGCAGCAGAGUCCAUUGGCUUUCAGAUGCAGUCCAGGGCAGUCGUGUGACUGACCUAGGGUGUGGUAUUGAGGCAGCCAAGGGCGUAAUCAUAGGCUGCCAUUGUCAUGCAUGGCGGUACUGUGCAAUUCCACUGGGAGAUCACACGGUUGAAUGCAGUUUAGCUUGGUGCUGAAGGAAUCGGACUGGAGGCAUGUCCUAUCAGAGGCUGGAGGAGCAUGACCUAACAAUACCCCUAGUGCUCCACAAGUUAAUGUGGGAUCUCCCAUCCAGCCUUGCGUACUCAUGUGUGCACGGUAGCUGCAGGAUUUUUAUCAAAUGCGGGUUAAGAAUCCGUAUGCUGCGUGAAAUGUUAGGUUGCUGAUGUGUUAUUUUUUGUGGGUUUGUAGCAUCACCUUGAGAGCGUUGGCUUGUUUUAUAUACAACUGGCAGGCUGUAUUUGUUUCUAAUAUGUAGUUAU
Molecule: messenger RNA, 3026 nt
Organism: Closterium sp. NIES-67
Lineage: Eukaryota; Viridiplantae; Streptophyta; Zygnematophyceae; Desmidiales; Closteriaceae
Source: the annotation of a GenBank genome assembly